Messenger RNA from Staurois parvus, 2835 nucleotides. NCBI's taxonomy places the organism in Eukaryota, Metazoa, Chordata, Amphibia, Anura, Ranidae. The record is from the annotation of a GenBank genome assembly.
UUCUCUUUGCUGUGAAGGUUCUCUUGCUUUUUAUCCUUCAUAGCUGUUGUCUUUUUUGGUAUUCUCCAUAACUUUGACUUUCUACAGAUAUGGGGCCCCUGGAGUGGAGUUUACAGGUUUGCACAAGGACAUGGCCACCGUGACCCAGCUACACUUCUUACCCGGACAGGGUCGUCUCCUGUCCCUGCUGGAUGAUAAUACUGUCCAUCUGUGGAGCUGCAGCAGAAAGAUGGCUGCUCCCAACUUGAAGAAACCAGGAGCUUCAUCCUACCAGGCCGACCAGGGUUCGACUGUGCUAACUCUCCUCCGAGUGUCACCCGUGUAACGGUUAUUUUGGUGACCAGUUCCUGCGAUGUGGUUGGCCUAGGAACAGAAGGAGGAGGGGUUUACUUUGUGCUGAUCCCAAGUUUGAAGCUGCUGGAGGACCAUACUUUGCUGCAAGAUGAAAUUGUACAGAGCUUGCCGGAUGAAUACCGAUGUGGAAAGGCCUUGGGUCCAGUAGAAUCAUUGCAGCAACAUCCAAAGGAACAAGGGAAGAUCCUGAUUGGCUACAGUAGGGGGCUGGUAGUUCUAUGGGAUCGGGAUUCCAGGAAAGUGGAACAUCUCUUCUUGGGGAAUCAGCAAUUGGAAAGUUUGUGUUGGGAGAGCAGUGGGACAUCGUUUGUUAGCUCUCACAGCGAUGGAGGGUACAUGGUGUGGGCAGUCAGCAAUAAUUCCUCCUCUACAUCCCAGCCGGUUACCGCCUCUAUUCCGUAUGGCCCGUUCCCUUGCAAAGCUGUCAACAAAAUUCAGUAUCUAUCCAGCGGUUCAGGGAACCACUUCAUCAUCUUCAGCGGGGGUAUGCCUAGAGCCAGCUACGGGGACCGUCACUGCGUCACCAUCAUGCAAGGAAAAAGCCUGGUCACCUUAGACUUCACCUCUCGAGUCAUAGACUGUUUCACCAUAUGUCCGCUCAAGAGUGAAGAUGAUCUGGACAACCCCACAGCUCUGGUAGUCUUGGUGGAGGAAGAAUUGGUUGUAAUUGACCUUGAGAGCCCUGGCUGGCCGACCAUCCCCGCACCGUAUCUUGCCCCGCUCCAUUCAUCUGCCAUUACCUGUUCCUACCACAUCUCAAACGUCACCCUGAAGCUAUGGGAGCGGAUCAUUCUUGCUGGCGAGCAGCAGAACCCACAGAUGUCUUCCGCGGUGAGAAACUGGCCGAUUGAUGGUGGAAAAAGUUUGGCCGAGGAGCCGUCACAGAGAGGCCUUUUGCUGACAGGCCAUGAAGAUGGCACUGUCCGGUUCUGGGAUGCUUCAGGCGUCGCCUUGCGGCCUCUUUACAGACUGUCGACAGCCGGUAUCUUUCAAACAGACUGUGACCACAACGAAAGCCUGAAUCAAAGCUGUGAAGAUGAUUGGCCACCUUUCCGCAAGGUCGGUUGUUUUGACCCUUAUAGCGAUGACCCACGGCUAGGCAUCCAGAAAAUCGCCCUCUGCAAGUACAGCGGCAAGAUGAUCGUGGCAGGAACUGCAGGACAGGUGCUGGUGAUGGAUCUGAGUGAUGAGAAAUCCGAUCAUAUGAUCAGCGUGGCGACCGUUGACCUCUUACAAGAUCGGGAAGGCUUUACGUGGAAAGGUCAUGACAAGCUGAUCCCAAGGAAUGGCUCCCUGUUCUUCCCUCCUGGUUUCCAAACCACCAUGUUGGUGCAGUGUAUGCCCCCUGCUGCCGUCACCGCUGUCUCCUUACACUCAGAGUGGAAUUUGGUGGCCUUUGGCACCAGUCAUGGCUUUGGGCUCUUUGACUAUCAUAGGAGGAGCUCAGUUCUGGCCAGGUGCACCCUUCACCCCAAUGACUCCCUAGCAAUGGAGGGGCCCCUGUCCAGGGUGAAAUCAUUAAAGAAGUCUCUCCGCCAGUCGUUUCGCCGAAUCCGGAAAAGCAGAGUAUCUGGAAAGAAAAGGCCAAAUACAGCGAGCCCCAAUAGCCGGCUACAAGAGGCCAAUGCCCAUCUGGCAGAGCAGGUUGGCCCACAUGACCUGGAUGUGACACCAGUGCAGAGAAGAAUUGAGCCACGUUCUGCCGACGAUUCACUGUCAGGUGUUGUGCGCUGCUUGUACUUCGCUGACACUUUCUUACGGGACGCUGUCCACCAGGGGCCCACCAUGUGGGCUGGCACAAACUCUGGCUCUGUCUUUGCCUACGCCUUGGAAGUCCCUUCGCGGGAGAAGUUCUCCGAGCGCUCAACGGAGGCUGUGCUGGGCAAAGAAAUUCAGCUUAUGCAUCGGGCUCCUGUUGUCUCCAUAGCAGUCCUGGAUGGACGGGGCAACCCUCUCCCAGAACCGUUUGAGGUGUCGCGUGAUCUGGCCAAAGCACCUGACAUGCAAGGAACACACUCUGUACUGAUUGCUUCGGAGGAGCAAUUUAAGGUUUUCACUUUGCCCAAGGUUGGUGCCAAAACAAAAUUCAAGUUGACUGCCCAUGAAGGCUGCCGAGUGAGGAAAGUGGCACUAAUUAACUUCACCAGCUCUGCAUCUGAUGAUUAUUCAGAGAACUGCCUGGCGUGUCUCACCAACCUUGGCGAUAUUCACGUGUUCAGUGUUCCCGGGUUGCGGCCGCAGGUGCGCUAUGACUGCAUUCGCAAAGAGGACAUCAGCGGCAUUGCGUCAUGUGUUUUCACAAAAUAUGGACAAGGGUUUUACCUCAUCUCUCCAUCAGAAUUUGAACGGUUUUCCCUCAGUGCCAAGAACAUCACAGAGCCAGUGUGUUUGAUAGAGUUUGAUAGGCCCCAUGAUCCUGGGUACCUCAGAAUGAAAGUGAGGGAAUCUCCAAAAUUGAGUUAUCACCAGAACAGCAGAUGA